AAAAUGGACGAGGAACAACUUUUGGAUUAUGAAGAGGAGCAAGACGAAACUCAAGAACAGGCUAAAACUAUUGCUGAAAAUGGAGAUGCUUCAAAGAAGAUAAAGGGUAACUAUGCCAGUAUUCACAGCAGCGGAUUUCGAGAUUUGAUGCUUCGUCCAGAACUUCUUCGUGCGAUCAUCGACUGUGGAUUUGAACAUCCUUCUGAAGUCCAACAUGAAUGCAUUCCUCAAGCGAUUUUGGGUAUGGACAUUGUCUGCCAAGCAAAGUCUGGUAUGGGGAAGACAGCUGUAUUUGUGUUGGCAACACUUCAACAAUUGACUCCAGUUGACGGGACGGUCUCUGUUCUCGUUAUGUGUCACACUCGCGAACUUGCUUUUCAAAUUUCAAAGGAAUACGAAAGAUUUAGCAAAUAUAUGCCCGGAACGAAGGUUUCGGUUUUCUUUGGUGGUAUGCCGAUUAAGAAGGACGAGGAAACUUUGGCUAAGAACACUCCGCACAUUGUUGUUGGCACUCCAGGGCGUCUGCUGGCGUUGGGACGUACAGGACAAUUGAAGCUGAAAAACAUCAAAUUCUUCGUUUUAGACGAAUGUGACAAAAUGAUUGGGGACGCUGAUAUGCGUCAUGAUGUCCAGGAAAUCUUCAAAAUGACACCACAGGAGAAACAGGUGAUGAUGUUCAGCGCAACACUUCCACGGGAGCUUCGCGUCGUCUGCAAGAAAUUUAUGCAAGAAGUGAGUCAUCUUCUCAAAAAAAGUUUAUUUGUGUUGUUGCUCUGUUGGAAAAUACUCUCCGGGCUAUAUUUAAACUUUCGAGACCGUCGUUGUGCAAACACUACGGCAAACAUUUGUGUUUUGUAUAUAUUGGAGCGGAUUUUUGUAUAUAAUGGCCAAGACUUGAAAGAUUUUUUGGAAUAA
Meloidogyne enterolobii is the source of this 915-nucleotide messenger RNA. The record is from the annotation of a GenBank genome assembly. NCBI's taxonomy places the organism in Eukaryota, Metazoa, Nematoda, Chromadorea, Rhabditida, Meloidogynidae.